This is a messenger RNA of Medicago truncatula (barrel medic), 1397 nucleotides long. Its product is annotated as glutathione S-transferase L3. Gene Ontology annotation, biological process: protein glutathionylation. Bases 103 to 1056 code for a protein of 317 amino acids. NCBI's taxonomy places the organism in Eukaryota, Viridiplantae, Streptophyta, Magnoliopsida, Fabales, Fabaceae. Gene Ontology annotation, molecular function: glutathione transferase activity. The transcript is spliced from 10 exons. The record is from RefSeq and is a predicted model, not a curated record.
UUCAAACAUAAAAAAAUAAAUUGAUCUAGAGACAGUGCCAUGGCCACACGUUCGUUAUAAAAUAGGAUGUGAGGAAGAGUUAAGCUGCAUCAACAUAGAGUGAUGAAUAUUCAUUGUCAUCAUUUUGGAAUUAUGGCUAUAUCAUCAUCAUCAUCAUCAUUGGUAACCAAUAAUAAUAGCAGCUUGUUCUCAGUCUCAGCAAGGCCACAGAUUUUGGUUACUUCUUCUCUUCCUUUCAUGUCCACAACUUCCAUCCAUUUCCAUUAUUCACCUCAUAAUAAGCUUCACCUCCGGCAGCGGUUUAAUUCUGUUACAAAAUCAUGCGAUGUUCGCGUGACAACAUUAGCCAUAUCAACCGGUGUGCAACAAGUUCUUCCACCACCCCUUACUUCCACUUCACCUCCACCUUCCUUAUUUGAUGGAACUACCAGGUUGUAUAUCUCCUACAAAUGCCCCUAUGCCCAGCGUGUAUGGAUUACCCGUAACACUAAGGGAUUGCAGGACAAGAUACAGUUGGUUCCCAUUGAUCUACAAGACAGACCUUCUUGGUACAAGGACAAAGUCCACCCAACCAACAAGGUUCCAUCUCUUGAACACAAUAAUGAAGUUAGAGGAGAGAGUCUGGAUCUGAUUAAAUAUAUUGACACUCAUUUUGAAGGACCCUCCCUUUACCCUAGUGGUCAUGAUGACAAGGAGUUUGCUGAAGAGUUGCUAUCUUACACAGAUACAUUUUACAAGACAGUUGUUUCUUAUUUUAAAGGAGAUGUAACUGAGGCUGGCACUGCAUUUGAUUACCUUGAGACUGUUCUCUCCAAAUAUGAUCACGGACCUUUCUUCCUUGGCCAAUUCAGUCUGGUGGAUAUAGCAUAUGCUCCUUUCAUGGAAAGAUUUCAACCGUUUUUAAUGGAUGUGAAAAAUUAUGACAUUACAGUGGGCAGGCCUAGACUGACAGCAUGGAUUGAGGGAAUAAACAACAUUGAAGGCUACAAAAUAACACGUUCUGAUCCUAAGGAGUUAGUUGAAAGCUACAAGAAGCGAUUCCUGGCAAAUCCAUGAAUUCAAUGUUCGGUAUCAUAGCAGGAGUCAAGAGUUCCAAAAUGGGUCAGAAAAUCAGAGCCAAAUGCAUUAUAUCCAUCCAGGGACCAGGAAUCAUACGACAAGCACCGAUCGCUAGACAGACUGAUUAUGUCAUCCAGAAAAUGCCACAGAAUGAAUUAAUGAUUAGAUAAUAAUAUGAAGAUGCCCGUGUGACUUGCAUGUUUAUUAUAUUCUGAACCAAAAUUUAUAAUAUGACAUUACUACUGAGGCAGUGGCCAAGUAAACUGUUACGGCAUAUGUAAUAGUAGUAAUUCCAAUUAAUAACUAAAGGUCUGAUUGGAUUCUUUAGUCGAGUUUAA